Molecule: messenger RNA, 1059 nt
Organism: Lycium ferocissimum
Lineage: Eukaryota; Viridiplantae; Streptophyta; Magnoliopsida; Solanales; Solanaceae
Exons: 6
Coding region: 1-1059 (352 amino acids)
Source: RefSeq, a predicted model, not a curated record
AUGGAUCAAGAAAGUUCCAGCGAUGUGGGUCGACAGUACUCUCAAAUCUUGCAAAUGCUAAAGGGAAAUGAGAGUGCACCUACAGUCAACACUGUCAAACUGGAUACAGCCGACACUUCAUCAAGUGUUGCAGGUACUAUUACUGCUCUUUUGUCUAAUCUAGUUGAAUCUAACUGGAUAGUAGACACUGAAGCCUCAAAUCACAUGGUGCAUAAUAAAGAGUUUCUCAUGAAAUGUGAGAAGCUAAGUGAAUAUGCUAGAAAUAAAGUUCAUCUUCCCACUGGGAAACAAAUUACCAAGGAAUUGAAAUGUAUGGUUCGUUUCUUCCCUGAUUUCCAUGGAUUUCAGGAAAUCUCAAGUGGGAAGGUGCUAGGGAUUGGUAGAGAGGAUGAUGGUUUGUACAUCUUGAAGGCUUGCAAGGAGAAUUCUGGUGGUGAUUCAAGAAGCAGACAGAAGUGUUGUUCUUCUAACUCUGUAAACAUUAGUAGUUCUGUUUCUAAUAAUGGUGUGCGUGAUAUUGCUAUGUAUGAUACUGUGGCUCAGAAUAGCAUGUUGAUUCUCAAAGACUUUCUUGCUCUAGUAAAGACUCAAUUUGAUACCAUAUUUAAGUGCCUGAGAACUGACAAUGGCAUUGAGUUUUUAAUGAGCAAGUUAGUUCACUACUUAGAGAAUCUGGAUUACUUCAUCAGAGUUCUUGGGCACUGUGCUGCCACUGCUGUCUAUAUAUUGAACAGGCUGCCUAGUAUGGUUCUUAAUGGGGUGAAGAAGGGUGACAAGUUUGGCCCUAGAGCUAUUCCCUCUGUUCACAUAGGCUAUUUUUCAUCACAAAAGGGCUAUAUUUUGUUUGAUCUCACUACAAAAGAGUUCUUUGUCAAUAGAGAUACGGUGUUCAAGGAAAAUGUCUUCCCUUUCCGUAACUUAUUGACUGAACCAUCUUCUAUUUUCCCUGUUCUAUCCUUUUUUGAGUAUGAUGCGUCCUCUCCUAGUUCUCACCCUCAAGUGUCAGUUACACCAUUCACUCAUCAAAACACUACUCCAUCUCCAUCUCCACAAACAUAG